GUUAUCGCUGAUGGACUCCAUGAUUACAAUAACAAAUUAAUAACAAGCACUACCAGACUGCCGAAAUCUUAGGUAACCAACUUGAGUCUUGAAGAGGCCUAGUGAUUUGUGCGUUGCGAGUUAAUCAAAAAAAGUUAGAGAAUAAUAUUAGACAGUUAGUAAAGGGUGAAUAAUUGUAUGCGCCUUUUGUGACAUUUUGUAGCAAUAUUAUCUGUGUGACGUACGGGUACGUAGCGUUCAGAUUAUAUCGCCAACCAUAGCAACUACAAGUUACAUUAGUUGUCAAUAAUGGCAAAUAACCAAGAAGCAAUGCAAGUAUGUUCUUUGCCUUUACCACCUGUGCAAUACUUCCAAAAUUAUUCAGAUGAAAACAUUAGGCGUGGUCGUGCUUCUAAACCCCCACCAAUAAUUCAAGAAACAUACACAAUGUUUGGAAACCCAUACAAUGCUGAAGAUAGUAUAAUAAGACCUUUAGAAAGUCAGGGUUUUAAACGCCUUUACCCUCAACAUUUUGAUAGACGGCGUGAAUUACGUAAACUUAACCAUUCAUUAUUGGUUAACUUCCUUGACUUACUGGAUCUGCUAAUCCAAUGUCCUGACUCUCCAAGACGAGCUGAAAAAGUUGAUGACAUAAGUCUACUGUUUAUACACAUACACCAUUUAUUAAACGAGUUCCGUCCUCACCAAGCACGAGAAACCGUUCGUGUCAUGCUAGACUUGCAGAGGAGACAGAGAAAUGAAACCACAAUUCGAUUACAAAAGCACAUAGAUAAAGUUAGUGAUAUUUUACAACAAACAUUAGAAAACUUGCCAGACACUGAGCUUGAUUCUAAGUUAAUGGUGGACACAUCCAAAAUUGAUCGUUUAGAACAGAAAAAUGCAGAUGAACCUAGAGUUGACAAAUGUGUACCUAAAGAUAAAUUGAUGUGUCAUCUUAUUGAUACAAUGAAUACCAAUUAAAAAUUAAGACAGUUUAUUUAUCUUUUGUUAUUGUUUUAUAUAUUUAUAUACCUAAAAUAUUUUAAACUAACAAUGUUUUUGUCAUUCUUUUAAACCUGAAUCAUUUAUAUCCCCAUGACCUUUACAUUACCUUUAUGCAUGUUAAAAUUUGAAGGCCAUCAAAUGAUUAAAUAUACUUUUUUUUUACUGAUAAUUGAUUAAUAUUUGAUAAUAAUGUCACUAAAAUAUCCAACAAUUGUUUCAUUGUGUAUAUCAACUGUAUAAUUAUUUAAUUAUGAAUUGAAGUAGACUUUAGUAUUACUUGUAUUUUUCUUAUAAAUUAUGUCAAAAAAAUUGUAUUAUAGUAUUUUUUAUUAAUAAUAAUAUUUCGUGAAUCUAUUGAUUAAUGUAUAUUUUUAUUACUUUAAUAUGAAGUUUUAAACAAAAAUAGACAUUUUAAACAGUACUUUUAUAUCCAUGGUUUAAAUGUUAAAAACUAUUAUUUGUAUCUUUGUUCUGAAAAUUAAAAUUUAUUAAAUUUUUUUUAUUUUUGUUUCUAUCAUAGAACUUUAUAUUUAAGAAAUUUUAAGGAAAAAUAAUGUUUUAAGCAAGAAACAUAACAUUUAGUAUUAUACAUUUAAAAAAAAUUAAAGUAUCCUAAUAGAAUAUAA
Rhopalosiphum padi (bird cherry-oat aphid) is the source of this 1610-nucleotide messenger RNA. RefSeq names its product mediator of RNA polymerase II transcription subunit 7 (gene MED7). Gene Ontology annotation, biological process: regulation of transcription by RNA polymerase II. Lineage: Eukaryota; Metazoa; Arthropoda; Insecta; Hemiptera; Aphididae. Gene Ontology annotation, molecular function: transcription coregulator activity. The transcript is spliced from 4 exons. Gene Ontology annotation, cellular component: mediator complex; core mediator complex. The record is from RefSeq and is a predicted model, not a curated record. The coding region runs from base 289 to 960 and encodes 223 amino acids.